UAUAAAUACUCCGCUGAGCUGCCCUCUAUCCGGUGCACUGUGUGCAGCUUCGGUUGCUAAGGAACGGCUGAAUGCAGGUGGCAUAAAGAUGAUGGUGGCGUGGUGAGAAAGCUGGUCAGUCUGGCAGGUUGAGGUGUGGAGGGGACACCACAAACCAAGCCAGGAUUCUGACUAAUAACAUUUGCACUGCCCUCAGUAGAUCUCCUCAUCAUCUCCAUGUCUGUCCCUGGAUUGUAGCUACAAUAAUGGUGACGCUUAUCACAGAGCAGCUCCGUAAGCAGAGUUUGGAAGAGCCUUAUUACAAGGCUUUCUCAUUCAAUGUGAAUGUGUCAUUACCUGCAGUGGGCUCCAGUCCCACUGUCUCGUGGAGUGCUUAUAAAUCAACGCAAGACACCAGCUCAGUUACACACCCAUCAUCCAAAGCCAACCAUCUGGAUGAUUCCUGUGGACCAGACUCCCUAUGGCCUCCUUCCCAUUCUGGAGAAUCUAUCCAGAGAUCAGAAGUUUUCUUUACAGACAAAGCUUUCCAAAGCUCACCCCCGCCGCCACCUCCAAAACGCCACUGCCGGUCCCUGUCUGUUCCAGAGGACCUGUCUCGGUGCCGCUCCACCUGGCAUCCUAGUGCAUCCAAGGUUUGGACCCCUGUCAAACGUGGCUGUCAAAGUGGAAGAACAUCUAGUUCAGGCUCUGGAGCCAGCUCUUUGCCACUUUGUGGUCCCAGUUCCUCUUUUACCUCUUCAUCCCUACACUCAUCCUCUAGCCCUACCUUCUUUAGCUUAGCACUGUCCUCUGAUUCCCCACUACCAUGGAGCUUCCCAUGGGACCCCUGUGACAAACUGAAAGGAGCCUGUUCUGCCUCCUUCGCCACUCCUUCCUCUUGCUCCUCUUCACCGGCCCCCCUGGUUUCUCACUCAGUGCUGCAGCGCCGCUUCUCCCUCUCGCCUGUGCACAUUCAGGACGCCUCCGUGGUGCUUCUGCCCCCUCAGCCCUCCCCUGCUUCUGUUCUGACAUAUGGCUGUGCUGGCAUGGAACACCCAGCCCUGUCUCCUUCUCCCACUUCAGCCUGCAGUACACCUUCCUCCUCUAGGCGUGACCUGCACCCGGCACUGCCACGAUGCCACUCACAGCCCUGUGACAUGCGCAAACCUCGCUUGAAGAGGCGCCAUGACCCAGAUGUUCUCCCCUGCCCCAGGCCAGGCCUUGACUUCAGCAAGAUGACCCAGAUCGGUAAUCACGAGAGCCUAGUGUGUGCUACAGGUGGCUGCGUAGUCCAAGUGUCUUCCCAGGCAGAGCAGCGCUCAGCCUUCUCCCCUGCCGAGUUCCUGGGACGAGCCAGCAUCGGGCCGCUAAGUGAAAGUGAAGAAGAAGAAGAAGAGGAGGAGGAAGAUAAAAGAAAAAGGACUGUGAUAGAUGGAGGACAAAAGAUUGUUUUUGAAAGAGAUUGCACAGAACUGGACUUGAACCUUAUAGAAGAGAACUGACCACUCCUUGGUGCUCCCAGUGUGAUUACUGCAUUCAUAACCAUGUUAAGCACACCUGUAGGCUUUGUGCGCUCUUCUGGCAGAGUCCUUGGGAACCUGCUGCCCUCCUAAGGCUUUUGUCCAGAGUUCAUAAUCAAGAACUGAGCAAUUAGAAGCUAAUAUCAAAUUACAAUGUUAUAGGGAAAUGUGCAUGAGCAAAUAAGCUAGUUUUCAUGCACACAGAAUUUUGGCUAAUAUUUCUUCUUGAAACAAGUCUUAAUUUGUGUUUGCCUCUGGCACACAUCUUGAUAUCGUUGCAUAUCCUCAUGAGAGAUCACUAUAUACCGGAGCAGGCAGAAUAUGCUUAGUAUUUCCUCAUAAAUGAUUUGAAUACACACUGAGAGCUAAUAGAUUAAGGGGAUAGAGGUAUGCUCAGCGCCCCAUCAGAUACCGGUGUAGUCUACUUUGUAUUUGGGUCUCUGUAUUUGGAAAAGGAGCUGUUGAAGGUGGACAUCAAACGAACAUUUGAGGAGCCCAAAAACAACAGGAGAAUAUUGAUAUGUAAACGCUUUCUUGUCUGUUGAAUAGACACAUUCCAGGAUUUCAAUGCAGCUCCUUAAAUUUCCCCUCUAGAUUUUCUUUUUGGAGUUUUCUCAGUUGCUUGAACAUUAACACCUUGUCAAGAAUAAUACUGCUGAUACUGUAAACUGACCAUGCCUUAAGCUUAAACACAGAGUUCUUGGUGCUCUGGUCUUCUUUUCACAGCCAGACAACGAUUUUGCAGUCUCCAUUUGCGCUGAUUCAGAUCCUUUUUGAACAGGUGGCACAUGCACUAUAAUAGUCAAACGAAUAACUGAAUCGAUGCUGCAGCUGGACUCCAUAGGGCACAAUGUAAUGUACUGUACAGCGGUUAGAGCGAGUACACACAUCAAGCCAAUUCUAAGUGUGACAAAGGCGGGUAGAGAUGCAGAUGAUCUGGUGGCCUUUCAGAAAUGAUUUUUCAUGUGUUUUCAGAUAGAGAUAUUACUGUUGCACAAUUUAUGUACAAAUAAAAUUUAAUAGAGAAUGAUA
Larimichthys crocea (large yellow croaker) is the source of this 2531-nucleotide messenger RNA. Its product is annotated as protein FAM53C. Gene Ontology annotation, cellular component: nucleus. NCBI's taxonomy places the organism in Eukaryota, Metazoa, Chordata, Actinopteri, Sciaenidae. The transcript is spliced from 5 exons. Gene Ontology annotation, biological process: protein import into nucleus. Bases 246 to 1481 code for a protein of 411 amino acids. The record is from RefSeq and is a predicted model, not a curated record.